Molecule: messenger RNA, 1032 nt
Organism: Pteropus alecto (black flying fox)
Lineage: Eukaryota; Metazoa; Chordata; Mammalia; Chiroptera; Pteropodidae
Product: melanoma-associated antigen B16
Exons: 1
Coding region: 1-1032 (343 amino acids)
Biological process (GO): negative regulation of transcription by RNA polymerase II
Cellular component (GO): nucleus
Source: RefSeq, a predicted model, not a curated record
AUGCCUUUUCGUCAGAAGAAUCCACAGUGCUCACCCAAGCAAUCCCGUCGGAGCCACAGUGCGAUGCAAGGCCUGGAGGUUGCACAAGUCUCCAAGGCUCUGGAGGAGACCCAUCUCUCCUCCCAUUCUCCAGAGCCUGGCAAUUCGAAGGAGGCUCGUAGUGCUGGUACACCUCGCGCUACUAAGGGUCAGAGUUCACACUCGUCUUCCAUUGCCUCCACUGCCACCUCAUCGAGCCAUUCACGUGUGGGCUCCGGUGGCCAGAAGGGGAAAGCUAGCACCCCCCGGGCCAGGCCAGGCCCCAAGAACGUGCCCAUAGAUGCUAUCGAUAAGCAUGCAGCUUUGUUAGUGAAUUACAUGCUGUUCAAGUAUCAAAUGAAAGAGCCAAUAACCAAGGCGGAUAUGUUGAAGAUCGUCAUCAAAGAGUACAAACUCCACUUUGUUGAGAUCUUCUUGAAAGCCUGUGAGCGCAUGGAGAUGAUCUUUGGCCUUGAUGUGAAGGAAGAUCCCACCAACCACUGCUAUGUCUUCCUCAUCAAAAUGGGCCUCACUUAUGAUGGGAUGCUGCAUGGUGAAAAGGGCGUGCCCAAGACUGGCAUCCUGAUCCUUAUCCUGGGUGUGAUCUUCAUGAAGGGCAACUGUGCCACCGAAGAGGAAGUCUGGGAAGUUCUGAGCCUGACGGGGAUACGUUCUGGGAGGAAGCACUUCAUCUUCGGAGAGCCCAGGGAGCUCAUCACCAAAGUUUUUGUGAAGGAAAAAUACCUGAAGUACCGGCGGGUGGCCAACAGUGAUCCUGCAAAAUUUGAGUUCCUUUGGGGCCCGAGAGCCCACGCCGAAGUCACCAAGAUGCAAGUCCUGGAGUUCCUGGCCAAGGUUCACGAGACUGACCCAAGUUCUUUCCCAUCUCAGUAUGAGGAGGCUUUGCAAGAUGAAGAGGAGAGGGCCCGCGCCCAUAUUUCAGCCGGGGCUGUCUCUGCCUCUGUGGGCAAUGCCGGUUCUAACGCCAAGUCUAGCAGCUUCUCCCACACCUAG